Messenger RNA from Anopheles stephensi (Asian malaria mosquito), 2068 nucleotides. Its product is annotated as argininosuccinate lyase-like. The transcript is spliced from 2 exons. Gene Ontology annotation, cellular component: cytosol. The record is from RefSeq and is a predicted model, not a curated record. Lineage: Eukaryota; Metazoa; Arthropoda; Insecta; Diptera; Culicidae. Bases 107 to 1543 code for a protein of 478 amino acids. Gene Ontology annotation, molecular function: argininosuccinate lyase activity.
GAGCUCACCAACGUUUUAGAAGCUCGGAGCCGCCGCCGGCAGUGUAGAAUACGCUAGUGAUAGAAGCAGUGAUACGGGAGUGUGUUUGCGUUUGGCAGCUGACAGGAUGAGCAAUCGUAACAAUCGGAUCGUGUCCGGCACGGAGCAGAAUAAUGCACCGUUCAAGCUGUGGGGUGGCCGUUACUCCAAAGCCACCGACCACGUCCUGUCGAAGGUGAACAACUCACUCACGGUGGACAAGCGGCUGUACUCGGAGGACAUCGAUGGGAGUGUCGCGUACGCGAAGAGUCUGGCCGAUGCCGGACUGCUGACGCAGAGCGAGUUUAAGGUGAUCGUGUACGGGCUGGACGCGAUACGGGACGAGUGGAGCAAAGGGUCGAUCAAGCUGCUGCCCCGGGACGAAGACGUGCACACGGUGAACGAGCGGCGGCUGUUUGAAAUCAUUGGACCACAGAUCGCGGGCAAGCUGCACACGGGUCGCAGCCGUAACGAGCAGGUCGUGGUGGACAUGAAGCUUUGGAUGCGGAACGCCAUUGCGGAUGUGCAGCGACUCCUGCUGGAGCUGGUACGCUCGAUCAAUGAGGUGGCCGACCGGAACAUCGAUGUGCUGAUGCCGGGCUACACGCACAUGCAACGGGCGCAACCGGUCCGGUUUAGCCAUUGGUUGCUUAGCUACGCGUUCUACUUCAAGGAGGACUUCGACCGGUUCGACGAGUUUGGCCGACGGAUGAACGUGCUGCCGCUGGGCAGUGGCGCACUCGCCGGCAAUCCGUUCAACAUUAACCGGCACAAGCUGGCCGCGGACCUUGGCUUCGAUGGCGUGUCGCCGAACAGCAUGCACGUCGUGAGCGAUCGCGACUUUGUGGUGGAGUUCAACUUCCUCUGCACGCUGGUGGCGGUCCAUAUGAGCCGGCUGGCGGAAGAUUUGAUCCUCUACUCCACGAAGGAGUACAACUUUAUCGAACUGUCGGAGGAGUACACGACCGGCAGCAGCCUGAUGCCGCAGAAACGCAACCCGGACAGCCUGGAGCUGAUCCGGGGCAUUACGGGACCGGUGUUUGGGCAGCACUGUGCGAUACUGAUGACGCUGAAGGGUUUACCGUCGACCUACAACAAGGAUCUGCAGUGUGACAAGAGCGGCAUGUUCGGGGUGUACGAUCAGAUGCAGAUGUGUCUGGUGCUGAUCGGUGGCAUCAUCCAAACGAUGCGCGUCGACGAGGACCGGUGUUUGAGCGCGCUCGGGUACGAGAUGCUCGCCACGGAUAUGGCCUACUACCUCGUACGUCGUGGCAUCCCAUUCCGGGAGGCGCAUCACAUCUCGGGCGAAGUGGUCGCCCACUCGGAGAAGGUAAAGAUCCCGAUCAACAAGCUGACGCUGGAAGAUCUGCAGGAGAUUAGUCCACACUUUGACGAGACGAUCAGCCGCAUCUGGAACUACGAAAACAGUGUGGAGCAGUACACGGUGGUCGGCGGUACGUCACGCAUCUCGGUACAGGAACAGAUCCGUGUGCUGCGUGCAUUCGUCGAUGGACAUGUGCCGUAAACUGUGUGGGCGUGUGUGCCACGUGUAUGUGACAUAUGUGACAAGCGUCCUGCGAUUGUGCACAACAACAACAGAAAAAAACUGAGCAGAUGUGUGUGCUGUACCGUUUGUUACUGUGUGCGCCAUUUAUUCGUACACCACUGUAGAUCGCGCGCGGCUUAGUGAAGUGUUGGGGGGGCGAUGUUUGUAGUGAAAUGGUUCAACCAUACAUCCCUCUAUAUAUAUGCAUAUGUAUGUUUAUGUAGAUAGAUAUAUCUAUACGUUUACGUGUAUCGCAAGCUAGGCUAGGCUUUAGUACAUUUGUGAUCACAGGAUUGCCCUCCAAUGUUGUUUGGGCGAUCCUAGCAUGUGAUGAUUCGCCUAACUUUCUCUCUCUCUCGCUCUCUAUAUUUUCUCGUUUUUGUUCUUUAAAAUAAAAAGAAAGCAAUAGUGUAGGAAAACUCUCUGUAUGAUGUGUUAAUGUUAGUGGUUGCUCUCUCACAAAACAAGGAAAAAUAAAUCUUUCGUUGUAUGAUAAAAGGUAAA